AUGGAAGAAGUAUUAACCACAGCUAAAUUAAGAAAGGGUGCCAAAGCAAAUGCAGAAAAAGUAAUCGAAAAAUUGAACAGACAAUCUGUGAACAUUCAGACACACAUCUCUGAUCUUGAAAGAAAAUAUGCACAGAAUUCUGACAGUUGGACAAAUCUUCAAUUAGAUGAACUGAAACAAGAGAUGGAUGAUCAUCGUGAAAAGUUGGAGGGUGUGAAACAACUAAUCAAUAAAGAAAACCCAAAAGCUAUUCAGAAUAUGGUGAGGCAGCAGUACAAAAAGGAUGUUGUGCAGCGACGGAUAGGGAUGAGAAAAGCAAGUACAGGUCGUCCCAAAGCAUUGGAUGAGGAAGAUGAAAAGUUCAUCCUUGAGUGCAUUGAAAACAAGGCAACUGCUCAUGUAUGUCGUCAUGACCCUGUCUUGUAUAUGAAUCACAGGGUCAAGAAAAGGGAUUUCUUAAAAUUGGCUAACUACAGCAGGCAUUCUAGAGGCUUGAAAUCAAUCAAAUCUGCAACAACUGUUUACAACAGGGCACGACCUAGAAAUCGUAGAAGCAUUCAAGUGCAAAAACAUUUGGGACUUGGAUUAUUUUGCAGCAAAAAGCCACCAAAGUUGCAAGAAAAUGACAAUCUUCUAACACAUUACCAACGUGCCUUUAAGAAAGGUAUAUUGAUGAAGCAGUGUCAUGAAUCAAAUGGUGAUGGAUUGCUAUACAAUUUAUUUAUUUCCAGAGAUGACAAAGCAUAUAUCUGCCCUGGAACAAGUACUGGUGAGUCUUACAAUAAAUUUUAUACAACGUCCAUGCAUGUGCUGUAUUUAUAAAAACUAAAUUAUAAAAAAAGUCUCAUUUAUAGCAAAUACUUUCCGCCCGACUAUAAAUAUUUAAUACAUACAAAGACCCUUCUUUAUACCAUAUCCUAUUAUUAUUAUUAUUAUUGCAAAUGUGUAUAGAUACAAAGUACUAUGGAAUAUUCUCUUAUAUUAAUUUUAAAUGUUUAAAAUAUUCUGUGAUAGUGAAAAAUCAAACUAUUUACCCUUUAUUCAUUGCUUUAUAUAUUCCAAAUUGCAGGUGUUCAGAGUGCAAGAAAUAUUCGGGUAAUCCAGCCUACAGAUGUGUCAAGACAACAUGUUUUGCCAAGGUAUGACUUCCCAAAUAGACUUGUCAAUGCUACCCCAAGUGUUAAUAGGAUCAUGAAGCUCGAUUUGCAAGAGGUUGAAGGAAGUCAAAAGAUAAAAAUUGCAAAAGAUGACACAGUGGUUUUUAACAGACCAAAGUAUUUUGUAGGAAGCAGUGGAUCAGUAUGGGCAUCUGAAUACAUGAGACUAAGAGUGGUUGAGCCAAAGUUGUUCAUGCUCGAGAUAGAAAAUCAAUUACCUGCAAAUGUUGUUUCACUACUUUUAGCAAUUUUGGAUCAGCUGAAAUAUUAUAUUCUUGGAACAAACCCAGCUGAUGUAAGCAAUAUCUCAAAUGAUUCCAGUUGUGUUCAUAGGAAGUAUGAAGUUUGUAGGGCCACAAUAGUUCAUAAAACGCUAACUACGUCCAUGUUUGGCCUUGAUAAUGAAGUUUUGACUGACCGAGUUAAAGAUGUUAAAUCCACCAUCACUGCUGUAAUAAACAGCUGCAAUCAAUUAACUGAACAGCUAAAGGAAGAAGGAGAGAAGAUUGAAAUUACAAGGACAAUUCGUUCUCCUAAUGAGAAAUGCACAGAUUGUUUACAGAAAAUUCAGACAGUUAUUCCAAAGCUUAAAUCAAGGAUUCAUGAAUUCACAGAUGCUGGACGUACCUGGUGUUGGUGUAAACAACCUUGA
Messenger RNA from Paramuricea clavata, 1809 nucleotides. The record is from the annotation of a GenBank genome assembly. NCBI's taxonomy places the organism in Eukaryota, Metazoa, Cnidaria, Anthozoa, Malacalcyonacea, Plexauridae.